AUGCGUGCAAAGGUUGGAGGGGAAUCUUGUGGAAGUUUCAUGGUUGGACAUAGAAAACAAAAGUCGCUUUUGGUCGCUGCUGUUCUUAUAGCAGUCUUUCUCAUCGCUUUGUAUUAUAAUUCUCGUCCGAAGCCUUUCAAACCUUUCACCGCCUUGAUCGUAUCCACCACUCACGCACAGUCGAAUACUGCCGGGCAAGAGUCCCUCGACAAGGACAAUCUCAAAUAUCAGGUGUACAAUAAUUCUGUGCAGUUCGAUCACGUAAGUAAACUUAGUUUCGUCAAAUAACUGUUUCGUGAUUGUUGGAAAUUGUGAAAGUACAUCUUGGCGGCUUCUCUUGUUCAUGUUCAGCCCGCCCGCUCGAGUGCCUGUAGUCUUAAUGACAAUUUGAAGGUUUCUUUCUCUUUAUAUGUUCUUCUUAAUUCCGAGUCACAAACUUGUAUUUUAAUCUAAAUUUCUGUAGCUUGACAAUGAUCAAAGUUUGGUCUUCAGUCACUAAACCAGCAAUUAUGUACAUGUAUGUACCUGCAUGCAUGUCGACUCAAAGAAAACCAACAAUCUAUAUCAAGACUUUGAACUCUCUUCUAAAAAAUUCCUUAAGAUGUAUCCUUAGGCGUUGUUUGACUUAAAAACAUGGAAGUAUACUCUGUUACUUACUUUACAUUGUGAGUAAGAAAAGUUUGGGUUGUUGUUAAGAAUAAUUAGUGAGCGGUUGCUCAACCAUCCCUUAAUUUAUCAUUUUUAUGAUUAAUUUAUAAUGUAUAUUAUAGUAACAGGACAAUAAUAUUUGCUGUUUCAGUGCGUAGCAACCUUGAUGGACCCCAAAAAGGAAAAACAGAAACAUUUGCAGAUUUACAGUCCCGAGUAUAGUGUUCUAGAAUUAAUACACCACAUAGCAACAAUCCUUCAGCCUUGGAAGGCGCACAAGUGAUCAGCUGUCUUUCUUCAUAAAACUUUUUACAGACAGCUGUGCCAAUAGAAAAUUAUUAUAGCCCAUCCUGAAUACAGCUUGGUGAAGGACUGAUAAUUAUUAAAUUACUUGGGCUAGUUGCUGAGAGCCACAAAUCAAGUUUACGGCUCUGUUUUUAUUUUUGUGCAACCUGGAAAGGAAAGGACAACUGCUCAAUAUUAUUGUGCCUCUGGAAAGUGUUUGGGAUCCUUCACCUUUUCUUUCACUCUUUAGAAAACAACAUCAAAAAUGUGUUGAAUUUUACCCCUUUAUCUCUGAAAUUCUCACUGUAAAUAUUUACUGUGUGGCAUGAUAUUUGGCUUCCAUAGAAAUGAUGUCUUUGUCUUUAUGCUGUUAGUACGUAGUGAUUUGUGUAAUAAAUUACACUUCCUCCGCAUAAAACAUCACAUUUCUACCUGUCUUUAAUGUAAUGCAAGUGAGCUAGAACAAUAGAUAAGCAUUAAAUUUGUUUGGUCAAAGAAGAAAUCAAACAAAACUUGUUUUUAAAUAGUUUUAAGGAACCCAACAUUUAGAACCACUGUGAUUUUCCGUGGACUAAAUCGACAGUAACCUUUUGAAAUUUUCUUUGGUGCGAUGCUUUAAGGUCCAGUUACUUUGGUGAUUAUCCACAAGAUUUUUAUUUCUCUGAUCUGGAGACUGGGAGAUGUGGUCAAAAAUCUGGAGUCUCCAGAUUGUCUGGAGAUUCUGGAUUAUCCGGGAGAGUUGACAGCAAUGCCAUGUAGCUGAUGAGGCGAUAUUCCUAUAUUUAAAUACCAAAAAAUGUUGAAUGUUUUUAAAAAACAGACAUUUGGGGUGUAUGACCCUUCUUGAACGUGAGGAAAACCGUUUACAAAAUGACUAGUUUUCUUCACACUGAAGAAGGGUCAUACACGUGAAAUGUAUGUUUUUAAAAACAUUUGUCACUUUUUGAUGUAUAUUUUUAUGGAAUCGCUUUGCCUAAUAAUAGGUACACCGUACUGAUGUACAUGUACAUGCAAGUAGAAAAUUUAGUUGUUGAUAUCUUGCUGUUAUAUUUCAAUUUCUUUAAACAGUUGUGGUUCAACAAUAACUGCCUGGAAACAUCAACACUGAAUACAGGGAUAGAAAAUAUUAAUUCAGUUGUAGAUACAUGGAAAAACUCUCUUGGUACAAAUUGUAGGUAGGUAACUAUGUAACUUGGAGUUUGAUUUAUUAUUGAUCAUGACAUUUCUACUGUGUACUGCAGGUCUUUAUCAGCACACUGCAGGCAUUUAGUCAGUAAGGGUAAGCGGCUUUUCACAUGAUCCAGGAAUAACUUUCCUUCUGGAAUGAGUUUAGUUCCAGAGUGAGGUUCUUGCUGUUCUCACAUUAUAAAAUCAAAUGGCUCAGCCUAAGGCUUUCUCGCUCAUGUGGUUUUUGCACCAGAUCAGAUACGCAUGCACCACUCGCUCCAGACUACAUGGUUUGGAAUUUUCAAUCUGGAACAAAGUUCAUUUUUUGUUUACAUGAUACAUGCCAGAAUGAAAUUUCAUACUAGAAUAAGAAUUUUUAUAACAUAAAUGUUGCUAAUUAAAAGUAGCACAAAAUGACAUACAUGUACAUUUAUGGCUUAGUUUCCGUUUGAUGGUGGCCGCUUAAUACAGGUAACAAAAAUUAAUACAGGGUUUGUAUGAGUGAAAAAUUGGGACUUUGAAAACUGGUCGCUUAAUAUAGGGUGGCUGCUUAAUACAGAGCCGUUAUAUACAGGUUUAACUGUAAUAUUAAAAUUCACUCCAUGUAAGAGAAUCUGACAGUCCGUAUUCUGGAUUCCUCCUUGUGGAUUUUGGAUUCUAGACAUACUGGAUUCCAGACUUAGACUUAGAUCCCAGAUUCAAAUCGUUAAUGGGAUUCCAGAUUCCUUGAGCUGUAUUCCAGAUUCCAAAGCCUAGGAUUCUGAAUUCCACGAGCAAAAUGUUCCUAGAUUCUAGAUUCCGCAAUCAAAAAUUUCUUGGAUUCUGGAAUCCUUAUUCCCUUUCAUGGGGUGAUAACUUAAUACCGCUUUUCCUUUUUCAACGAGACGACUACCUAAAGCUUUUACGGUUGAACCAAAAUUGAAUCCAUUUGAUUAGACUGAACUAAAAUUUUCAGACAUUUUGAGUGAAUAGAGUGCACUCUUUGCCACCUUAAAUAUUCCUAUAAAAGUUUUUUAUGUUGGUUUGAUCUCUCUUUCAGGGAUUUAUAUAUGAAAUUUAGUGAUAUUUAUAUUGUAAGAAGUCGAAGUGCUCCAGUUGUAAUACCUGAAACAUUUGCCCCCAAGGUAGGAUUUAGCUCACCUGUUUUAGUUCCAUGAAUUUUUAUUUUUAAAACAACACAAAAAUUUAAAUUUUCCCCAGGUUAUGCAGAACUUCAAAUGUUAAAGAAUCUCUGAUUUCAUUUUUGAAAGAAACUGGGACACAAAUACAUGUGGUAUCAUGUGGAAAUACUGUUAAAGUAGUGAAGAGCGAGAUUUCAAUGAAACUGAGAAUUAAUUUUGCAGGGAGCAAAACUAACUGACAACAUGACUCUUUUGCUUUAAUGGAAGGAUAAAAAUAACUUUUUUGUCAUCAUACACUUUGCCACUUUUAUUGUAAUAUUAUGGCCUGCCUGUGGUGUAUACGUGUGGCAUAAAUGUACUGCAUUGGUGUGAAUUUGACCACAUGUGGUUACUGAAGUUGUCAGUCUUUCCUGAUGAGUUUGCAUUGAUUUUUACAGGUUCUUAAAUGGCUUGGUGGCAAGAAAAAGCUGUUAGAAGAAGCAAGUUUACAGGUACUGUCUAAAAACAGCUUUAUGUGCACAUGUACAUGUACAUCAGCUGGUAAUGCUACCAAUAACCCUGUCAUGUUUUCUAAUGUCAGUGCAGUAAUGCCUUUACUUAACAUUGUGUGCUGUAAUAUGGUGCCCUAUAUUAUCAAUAUAGCAAAACUACAGUAGUCCCCUUGGUGGGGGGCAGGGGGGGUGGGGUGGAGGGGGGGUACUGAUGAUGAUGGGGAUGCCUGUUGGAAAGUUAGAAUUAAUCUCCUGAAGGAGUCCAGGGGUUUCAAUGAAAAUUGAAGUAGCCAGCAGGUUUAGAAAAAGUAACCAACUCUAUCCACAAGAAGCUUUUAGUCCCCUUCUUCCAGAGGGGUCUGGGGGCGUACUCCCCUAGAAAAUGCAAAAAAAAUUAAAUGCCCUAGUGUGCAAUUUCCAGCAUAAAUUGAGGAGUACAAAAGAUAUUCUAUAUUUGGAGCAAAAGGUCUAUUUUGGUCGAGCAAAUUGAAUUUUAAUUUAAGUUUCAACAGAAUCUUUCUUUAAUUUAAUACUUUAUUUCGAGCUUCCAAUUAAGAGGGGAAAAAAGUAACCGACUUCUCUGAGCAAAGUAGCUGACAUCGGUGCUUAUUGACCCCCCUGGGAGACCAUACUCCAACACACUACAUGUGGCAAUUACAUUAAUUUUAUUAUUUUUAUUUACAAAAAUGUAGGAACUUCUUUACACACAACCCCAAGCAAUACCUUUUUGGGUAAAUACAUGUAUAUAUAUGGGUUUUCUGUUCCAACAUCCUCAGUGAAACCAAAAUCUACAAUUUCUAUCCCUAAGGGAGACAAUGGGAAUCUUCCUCAUUGUCAUGUGCGAUUCUCUCCCCUCCCCCCUCCCCACAGGCCCUCUUUUUAGGUAUUGAUUUUGUAUAGAUCUGAUUGGUGAUUGGUUAAUUCGGUCAUCUUUGCCUUAUUUGCCCAAACUGAUUUAACACUGCUUUUCUGUGUUUUUAUUUUUCAGCUUAUCACAUCUGUAGACAACUUAUACACUCAAGAAUCAACUGUUUUUAAUCCUCUUCGAGCAAAGCGACCAGGAGCUGGAGGGGGAGCAACGGCAGACACAAAGAAAUAGUUAGUAUUUUAGCUUUCUGGCUCACUUCUGGUUUCUUAUUUGAAAUAAAUAAAUUUGGUCAGUAAUCAUACAAGUGAUUGACAAAAUUGGACAACCACACAGACCGAAUUGGAUGUCAUGAAGUUCUGUUGCCAAUUAAUCAAAGCUGUAAUACUUUACAAAAUGUAAGCUUUUUUAAACUGAAAACACAAGAAAUUCCUAUGAUUUUUUUGCUAGCAGUGAAAAAAAAAAGCAAUUUAAGCGCGCACAUGCGAUGACGUGGACAUGCCAAUUACAGGCAUGAUGCGUACUGUCUUAUUACACUGCCCUAACAGUGCUGAAAUGAGGACAGUUGAUAGCCAAUCAGAUUUGAGAAUUAUGUUCUAGUUACGUUAAAAAUAUAAUAGGUCAAAUAUCGAAACACAGAGACAGUUGGUAGGUCACCUUUCGUUUCAUAAACCUGUAGAUUGAAUGAGGAAGAGUUAGUAUUUUUCAUGCAAAAUAUUUCUCCGUUUCUGAUUGGUUUAAAUCCAGCGAGUAACUAGAAAUACGACAAUGUAGGCUGAAUCAGGGACCAUCGAUCUCACUUAAAGACAAGAGCGUGGUGGCUAAGCUGAAUUCGUUCAAGGGUGUGAUCUUUGCAUAAUUCUUGAGUUGAGAAAACAGUGAUUGGUUAGACUGGUUACUAAAUUCCUAACACUUUAGUCAAAACGUAAAUUGGUUGUCUGACUGGUAAAUGAAAAGCUGGAACAAACUUACCUUAAUUUCUGUUUUCAAUAUUUCCUGAUGCCAGUUCGUUCUGUUGGAAUAAACCUAAACUUCGUUAGUCGUUUUGGUUAGUGCGUCUCGCUGGUUUCUGUCUGACUAGUAUAAUGGAGGACACCCAGUCUACACACCUAACCCAUCUGUGUGUUUUUCUUUUCAGUGUCGCAGAAGUUGUACAGGCCACUAUAAAUGACUGCGAUUUUUGUCAAUAUAAAACGUAAGUAAAGCUGUUUCAACCUGUGUAGUUUAUUCUUCUAGGUGUGAUAAAUUGAAUGGCUUUGCUUUUUUGUAGCAACACUGCACAAGAUCCUUUCGGUAGAGUGGAAUCACAGUAUACAGUUUCGGGUAAGUCAUUGAUUCCCCUUUCAAAAGGCUUGGCUUCUUAUAAGGCUUGAAAAGAGGUCACCAGAGACCGUUAUUACUAGUUCUUAAAACGGAGUCUAGCNACACCCAGUCUACACACCUAACCCAUCUGUGUGUUUUUCUUUUCAGUGUCGCAGAAGUUGUACAGGCCACUAUAAAUGACUGCGAUUUUUGUCAAUAUAAAACGUAAGUAAAGCUGUUUCAACCUGUGUAGUUUAUUCUUCUAGGUGUGAUAAAUUGAAUGGCUUUGCUUUUUUGUAGCAACACUGCACAAGAUCCUUUCGGUAGAGUGGAAUCACAGUAUACAGUUUCGGGUAAGUCAUUGAUU
Molecule: messenger RNA, 6246 nt
Organism: Porites evermanni
Lineage: Eukaryota; Metazoa; Cnidaria; Anthozoa; Scleractinia; Poritidae
Source: the annotation of a GenBank genome assembly